Messenger RNA from Neurospora hispaniola, 948 nucleotides. Its product is annotated as Shwachman-Bodian-diamond syndrome protein. Lineage: Eukaryota; Fungi; Ascomycota; Sordariomycetes; Sordariales; Sordariaceae. Bases 1 to 948 code for a protein of 315 amino acids. Gene Ontology annotation, biological process: cytosolic ribosome assembly; ribosome biogenesis. The transcript has a single exon. The record is from RefSeq and is a predicted model, not a curated record.
AUGGUGAUCCAACAACCCUCCAACCAGAUCAAACUGACCAACGUCUCCCUUGUCCGGCUUAAAAAGGGCAAAAAACGCUUCGAGGUCGCCUGCUACAAGAACAAAGUCCUCGAAUGGCGGUCCGGCAUCGAGACUGACCUCGACAACGUCCUGCAGAUCCCCAACGUCUUUUUGAACGUGUCCAAGGGCCAGACGGCGCCGACGGCCGAGCUGCAAAAGGCCUUUGGCAAGGACACCUCGGUCAAUGACAUCAUCCUGGAGAUUCUCAAAAAGGGCGAAAUGCAGGUGGGCGAGAAGGAGCGCAGCGCGCAGCUGGAGCGCGUCCAUAACGAAGUCGUCUCCAUCGUCGCUAGCAAGCUGGUCGACCCGCGCACCAAGAAGGUCUACACCACCGGCAUGAUCGACAAGGCGCUGGACAUGCUCAGCUCGCAGGCGCAUCAGCUGCAGGAGAAGGAGAAGGAGAAGAAGGAUGCGGCCGCGAGCGGUACGGCGUCGCCGGCGACGGGCGAGAGCGGCGAGGCGAAGCCGCAGCCUACAAAGUCCCUACCCAUCUGGACCGGUGUUUCGACAAACAAGAGCGCAAAGUCGCAGGCGCUUGAGGCCAUGAAGGCGCUUGUUGCCCAUCAGCCUAUACCCGUUGCCAGGGCGAGGAUGAGGUUACGCAUCACUUGCACGACCAAUGUGCUCAAACAGGCCGUCAAGGCUCCCAAGGGGGAGGCCAACAAGGAUGGCGAGGAGGGAGAGAAGAAGGCACCCGGAACGGUCAAGGACAAGAUUCUCAGCUUCGUUGAGCAGGUUGAGAGCCAAGAUGUCAUGGGCCAAGAGUGGGAACUGGUGGGCUUCGUAGAGCCCGGUGCUUUCAAAAUCUUGUCUGACUUCAUCGGAAGCGAAACCAAGGGACAGGGAAGAGUAGAGGUCCUGGAUAUGGCCGUCACUCACGAAGAUUAA